AUGCAUGCUGACUCGUGUGGCCAGGACAAACCCACCGAGACCGCAAAAUCCACCACCAAGACCGGCCUCGAAUUUCUCGACCUCAUCCGGAAAACAAGUGACAAGAACGGCCGCCGGAUAGCAGAAUACUUUGAGACGCUGCCCCCGCGGCGCGGCAACGAGGCAUACUACAAAGCGGUCCGCAUGCCUAUCUCGCUGCAGGACGUGGAGGCGAAACUCAAGGACGGCCACUUCAAGAGCUUGUCCGAGCUCGAGUCGUACAUCAAACGCAUGGUGCUCAAUGUGCGCGAGUUCUACCCCAAGGGCUCGCAGCAGGUCGACGACUCGGAGCGCGUGCGCAAGGCCACGAGCAAUUUCAUGGUCAAGCACAACCCGGCCUACAAGCUGAACCAGGGCUACACGGCGGUGCCAACGCCGAUUCCCGACGAGGACGAGGACGAGGACGAGGACGAGGACGCAGACGGCGAGGGCGACGAAGACGCAGAGGGCGACGAGGAUGCCGAAGGCGAGGACGACGAGGGGGCAGCAGAGGAGGAGGCAGGAGACAACGAAGAGGAGGACGAGGACGAAGACAAUGUCGGCACACCAGCACGGCGAAAGAGCUCCUCCGCCAAGAGUAUGCGCGGCACGCCUCUCCGGGUCGUGCGAAAGACAGACCGUACAGUGACGCCGAGCCUGAAGCAGGACCACGACUUUGACGGCGUACCCUACAAGGGGCUCUCGUUCCAGGAGGCACAGGAGAAGAUUGUGGAGGAGAUUAUCCGGCGACCAGACGAAGAGGACCCGAGCUACGGCUAUUUUGAGCCGUUCUUCAACCUGCCACCACGCACGCUCAAGGACUACUUCCAGGUUAUCAAGGACCCGCUGUCGAUCAAGAAGCUGCAGAAGCUCGUCAAGGGCAUCCGCAGCCGGACAGACCGGUCGGGCGUGACCGAGUACAAGAGCUGGGCCGCGUUUGAAGAGAAAGCCAGUCUGCUGUGGGAGAACGCCUACUACUACAACGAGGACGGAAGCCCGAUUGCCAACAUGGCCAAGGAGCUCGAGAAAAUGUUCCGCGACGAGCUGAGACAGGCCAAAGAGGUGGUGCAGGAGCCGCCGCAGCCCAAGAUCAAGAUCAAGUCGGCCGCGGCCUCCACGCCGGCAAGCUCCAAGAAGAUUACGAUCCACGUUGCCAACACGCGUGGCAGCUCGGCCGAGUCGCCCAGUGGCAAACCAGCCGGGUCUGUGUCCUCGGACGCGCAGACAGGACGGGCGGCACCGACGCCGUCUGCUUUGGACAAGACGCGUGGCCUGUCCAAGGCUUCGCCGAGCCCGGCGACGUCUGCCGUGGCCGUGAACGGUGCCAAGCGCGAAUCCUCGUCGCGCGCGUCGCCAGCGCUGUCCCAGCAGCCAAACGGCGCUGUGGCCAACGGGUCACCCGCUCUGGCCAAUGGGACACCGGCCGGCGAGUCGACGGCCACGAACGGCGUGGCAUCAGCACCAAAGCCACCGAGCGUCCCGGCACGGCCAGUCUACGAAACCUCCAAGUUCCGCGAAGCCAACCGAGAGCCCCUCUUGGCAAACCUGACCGUUCAGACACACGCGGCACUCAACAGCGGCGACCGCCGGUUCGAGAUCCAGCUGCCACCACACCCGAAGCUGGCACAGCGGUCCGUGACCCUCAACAUCCCGCCGGGCCAGUGGCGUCAGCAGCUGUUUGUGUCGCUCAACCCGACCCUGCAAUCGCAACAGCGGACCUACAAGAUGUUUGUCAUUUCCAACGGCGCCACGCUUGGUCCGUCGCCGUCGCCGUCGCCGUCGCCGUCAACAGCCUCCCAGGGCCCCGGCUCCCUCCCUGGCGCCACCCCCCGACCCGACGACAACGCCAAGCUCUACGACGUCAACCUGCACCCGGGCGUCAACGUGGUGCAGGUGCAGGUCAUUGCUGGCCUCGCCAAGGGUCAGAAACUGCCCAGCGGCGCCGACGCCGAGCUCGAAAAGGUGACCAUCUUUGCCAAUUUGAUGAAGUACUAG
This is a messenger RNA of Sporothrix schenckii 1099-18, 2013 nucleotides long. Its product is annotated as bromodomain protein. Bases 1 to 2013 code for a protein of 670 amino acids. Lineage: Eukaryota; Fungi; Ascomycota; Sordariomycetes; Ophiostomatales; Ophiostomataceae. Gene Ontology annotation, biological process: chromatin remodeling. The transcript is spliced from 5 exons. The record is from RefSeq and is a predicted model, not a curated record. Gene Ontology annotation, molecular function: protein binding. Gene Ontology annotation, cellular component: RSC-type complex.